Linum tenue is the source of this 177-nucleotide messenger RNA. The record is from the annotation of a GenBank genome assembly. NCBI's taxonomy places the organism in Eukaryota, Viridiplantae, Streptophyta, Magnoliopsida, Malpighiales, Linaceae.
AUGCCCGCGGCGGCGUGCAGAAGAUCAACAUCUUCUUCUUCAUCAGCAGCAACAGCAGCAAAGAGGCCGAAGGUGAUGAUGUCGUGCAGGAAGCUGGGGAAGUACCUGAAGCAGCAGCAGGGGCGGCUCUACAUUAUCAGGAGAUGCGUCGUCAUGCUCAUCUGCUGGCGGGAUUGA